Hibiscus syriacus is the source of this 1804-nucleotide messenger RNA. RefSeq names its product FRIGIDA-like protein 3. Bases 159 to 1766 code for a protein of 535 amino acids. Lineage: Eukaryota; Viridiplantae; Streptophyta; Magnoliopsida; Malvales; Malvaceae. The transcript has 5 exons. The record is from RefSeq and is a predicted model, not a curated record.
AUGAAGGAAAAGGACCCUUCGCAUGACAAACCAAGAGCAAAGGGUUUAUUCAUUUCCUUUUUCUCUGCACCCACAGCCUCGCCUUUCUGGAAUUUUCGUUCCAUAUUUUUUAUCGACACCCAAGCGUUGUCUUGAACCACCGGUGACUUUGGGCAACUAUGGACGGUAUUGAGCAACAUGAGCCAAAUGAUUCUGCUUCAUCUCUGAUAGAUCAGCUUUAUAAGGCGGUUCAUGAACUGGAAGCUUUCAAUGGUGCUUCUGAGAGUAAGGUUCAUUGGACAGAAAUCGAACAAUAUUUCUGCAAUCUCAAAGUGACGUUAAAGAAGAAAUCUGAAGACCUAGAAGCUAAGGAGAAGGAAUAUGAGGUGAAAGAAGCCAAAACUAUUGCAUUGAUUGUUGAGAAGGAGACAAUUGUUGCUACUAAGGAACAAGAUUACCUAGACCAUGUGCAGGAGCUGAAAAAUGCUGCUGUUGCUUCCAUUGCUGAGGCACGUGCGAGUUUCCAGUCAACAACUGCAGAUUCUCUUGAUGCUGGGGAAAAUGGAGACACCAAGCCACGUCCAGAGCUGACACACUUUUGUGAGCAAAUGGACGCGGAAGGACUUCUGAAUUUCAUAACAGAGAAUCAGAAUUUUAUUAAUGAAGCUUGUCGGGAACUUCUCCUUGCACUCGAAAGUGCAAGCAGACCUACCCAUUUGGUGUUCAGUUCACUGGAGGGGUUUUACCCUCCGGAUGAAACAACUCCAACGGUGGAUAAGAUGGAUGCUGCCCUUCAGGGCAUGCGAAAGUCCUGUGUCCUCUUAUUGGAAGCCAUGGCUAGCUUUUUGGCCAGAAUUGACCCCGGUGAUACUCACCUUUUGAACCCCGAAAUCAAGCAGCUAGCCAAGGCAAUUGCUGAUGAGUGGAAACCUAAGUUGUCUAAUGUAGGCAGUGUUGCUGCCGAUGACAAUUCAUUGGAAGCUGAAGCAUUUUUGCAGCUCCUUGCUACUUUUAAGAUUGCUUCGGAGUUUGACGAAGAACAUCUCUGCAAGCUUGUUUUUGUAGUUGCUCAUCUCCGGCAGGCACCUGAGCUUUGCCGUUCCAUUGGAUUAGCACUGAAAAUGCCAGGUCUUUUUGAGUUACUGAUUAACAGUGGUAGAAAAGUCGAUGCAAUACGAUUUAUCCAUACCUUCCAGCUUUCUGAAAGGUUUCCUCCAGUGCCCCUCUUGAAGAUGUUCUUGAAAGAUCUGCUGAGAAACUCACAAGGGAAGGGUGGUAACUCUCGCGCUGCUUAUGGUUCACAGGAUGACAUAAAUGCACGAGAACUCGCUGCACUGGAAGCCGUAAUAAGCUGCCUUCAAGACUAUGGCCUAGAAGCUGACUACUCCCUUGAUCCGCUCCAGAAAAGGUUGGCUCAACUUGAGAAAGCAAAAGCAGACAGUAAGAAAAGAGGGGGAGAUUCCAGUAAACAUCACCCGUGGAAGAAAUCAAGGCCCAACGGUGGGUUUCGAGGAUUUCGGGGACCUCCAGGUAGGCAAGCUCCACAGGUUUACAACCAAAGGGCUGCGUUUACAGGGAGGCCCGAAAGGUAUACUCCUGCCUGUUCGAACCCCUACAGUUAUCAAGUCCUGUAUCAACCGGCAUAUGCUCCUCAAGCCAAUGAUCAAAGAUUAUACUACUAUACUCAAGAUGACAAAAUUCCAACGCCGUUGUAUAACGCAACUACAUCUAACUAUGGAAGCUACAGUGGCGGCGGAUUGCAACCAUCACAGCAGCCAUAUAUGUAGUUUAUCAUAGAUGCACGAUUAGUUUAUCAAAGAAAUUU